GGCGUACACAACACGAUUCGUUCUCGCCGUGCGGUGCGCUCUUUGUUUCAAGGUCGGCAGUUGCUACCGAGGGCCAGGCCAGUUUGCCUAACGGUUCCAAAAGUCGUAUAAAAGGCAAGCUUGGGACGCACAAUGCAUGUUAGGCCUGGACCGGGUGGGUGGAGGGGCGGUUGUACCCGUGGAUACCGUCCAACACCGCGAGCGGAACACACCCAAACAGCCGGCUGAAACACUUGGAGCAGACGACAACUAUAAAUCUUGCAGCAAGAUGCCAGAUUCAUUGAAAGACGGCUGUGAGGCCCGGUGGGCAUGGAGCAGACGGGACAAAUCUCACGAAGUAAGAUUGUAUGGUAAAAAGAUGCAGACGGCACAUUUCCACCCCAACUGGAGCAACGGCACUGCCGGUGUUCGAGGUACCAAACCCCUCAACUAUGGCAGGCACUACUGGGAGAUCAAGAUUUCUCAGAGGAUAUUUGGAACAAGCAUGAUGUUCGGUAUCGGCACAAAACAUGCCCGUCUGCAUGUGGAUGCGUUUGUAAACAUGCUCGGCGAAGAUGAGCACAGUUGGGGACUCUCACACAAGGGCCUUCUCUGGCAUAAUGGAAAGUGGAGGCGAUAUUGUUCUCCAUUCCAGGAAAACGAAUCGACAAUAGUUGGCAUGUUAUUCGACUGGUCAACAGGAACACUGACGUAUUUUAAAGAUGGAGAGUGUUUGGGAGUUGCAUUCACGGAACUGAAGAAAAUAUCCGACGGUUUGUAUCCAAUCGUCUGCUCCACAGCUGCUAAGACAGAAAUGACCUUGGGGUUAAAGUGGCGAAGCUUUUCCAACUUGCAAGACCGGUGCCGAGCGACUAUUCUUACUAACCUUGCAGAGGAAAAUUCUAUUGAGAGACUACCACUGCCAAAUCCUAUGCGAGAAUUCUUGCGAGAAAGUGGCUGACCUUAAUUGUUGUUGUUUGUGUUUUAUGCAUUCAUUUAUCAACAUCGAUCGUUUCAUAGAUUCAUAUGAAAUACAGAAACCAACGGGAGAAAUCUGUCUCAACUGUACAAAGACUUCCAAACAUUGACUCCAAUAUGGCGUGCUCGUCCUGACAGCAUUGUUUCGCCCGUCGCUGGAUGCUGCAUAAUUGAUAGCUAUAAUCGAUACGAAGAUCUAUGGCCGCUUGUCCCCAAUCUGUUGCCCUUUGUUCGGGACAGGGUAUGGGUAAGCCAAAUUCACCACCGUUAUUAUAGCUUCCUACAAAGGUUUCCAGUGAUGUGUUUCCAAAUUAUACAUUUGACAUUAAUAUUUCAAGACGAACACUUAGGAAUGUGUCCACAUCAUGGACAAUGCGAAACAAAGGACAAAGCUGCCACAGACACUGAUUUUGAAAUGUCGCCCAACGCUGACAUUUCGUGUAUAGUUAUUAAGUUAUUAGUGAAAUAUUUCCAAGUGCUAUUUUUGUACAGAGCUUACGGGUGAUAUCGUAUGAUACAGUAAGCAAGGAUGAGUCCAAGCUAGUCAAAUUGUGAAUAUGGAUGUGUGUUAUGUUCGUAUCAAAUGUUUGUUCGCAAUUUCGCUCAUUGUUGUUUAUACGCCAAAUAUAAUAUUAUGAGGAUAAUUCUUCAAGCAACACAAUGUAAUUCGUUUACUCUAAUCAUAUUCCGAAAUAUAUGGAUUCAGUAUGUUCGAUUCUGUUCAUGACAACAGUUUCAGCUGUUCUGAUCAAAUAAAAUGAAUGCUGGGCGAGCACUUACACUGACGCUGUAUGGAAAUCGAUUUCCAACAUAUUCUUUAGAAAUAACCAUCAACGCUGCUCUGGUUAUAGCUUCAUUCAGAACCAGAACGACAAUGUCAUUACGCGUGUUUUAGCAAUGAGCGUUUUGCUAACUUACUUUUGUGUAUGUGUCUAUUUAUGUAUGGAAGACUAACUUCAACAUUGUCAUUCCGUGACGAUAACAGGCGGGUACCAUGUGCAAUAUAUUUAUGAUACUUGUCAAUAGCAAGAUAUAAUAUAUUUUACUAUUUGAAUGUUGUAGUAUUCACUCUGCUUUAAUUUAUUGCCUUAGAGAAUUUCACGGGUCGUUGAAAUCCAUUGUACAUAGACCCUUAUGCAGUAGUUUCAAUGUGUGUUUAGUAGCGAGCUGAUAGAGGUCAUUUUUUACAUCGAUGUAUUGUAGAUGAAGUCAUGUUUUAUAAAUUUAAAAAAUGAAGUAAACAUUUAUUCUGUAUGAGACUUACCUUUUUGGUCGUUUGAUUCACAUGUGAUAAGUUCUGGAAAUUGGUAGCGUGUGCAUUUCCAUCCAUCCUCGGCACACAGUGGUACAUUCCUGUUCGCUCUACGUGUACAGAUUAGAAGAGAGUGGCGAACAGAACAUGUACCAUGUACACCGGGGAUUCUGGAAUGGUCGUAGUUUUCACAUUUGAUGAAUAAAAUCCUUCAUUUUGGAAACCAACAUUAAAAAUUAGAAACCCAGUAAUGGGGAAAUUUAUUUGAUGUGAAGAUACCAUAAAAUUAUUUAUAAAUGAAUAUGUAUCUGCUACCAAUGUUCAAGAUUUCCACAACGUUUAACUGAAUAUUAUACACCUGAGACUGAGCUGAUCUCUCUAUUGAUAGGUUAUAUUAAGUUUAGUAGGUAAAUAAGCAUUUACACUAUUCCAAACUCCGGAUUUUCAAAGGAUUUUACCAAUAGUUUGUCAUAGCCGAAUUUGUUAUUCCCACAAACAAUAGAUACAUUACAACGACUUGUUUGAUUGGAAGUGAAUGAGUUGUAGCCGUUUUCCGGUAUACUGCGCAGCAUUUUUAAAAAUAGACCUUUGUGAUUUGACAAUUCGCGUUAAGAAAUCGUGUAAUUUUGUUGAAUGACGUCUACUGUUGGUAUACCCGGUCCGCUCCGAAAUCCCUGCAUGUAUGCAGUUCACGAAUUUACAUUUCAAAUAAUCUUAUUAGUUUUCAUAAUUUUAGAUAAACUACACUGAUUUUAUUAGAAACGUUAGAACUUAGUUUCUUUUGUGUAAAAAGUUAAACGAAGGUAGAUGAGCGUGUUAUUGCUAUUCAACGACUUAAUUACCGGGAGUAGAGAAAAACAUUACGUUUAGAAGUUAAUUUCUCCGUUAGCUAAGCCUCACUGAAAUAAUUACCGCAUGCCGAUUCUUCGUAACGUUGGGAGGGGUAUAGAGGGUUGGGAGAGGAUGUUAGCUGCCAUUGUCUCGGUCAUUAUUGAUCGAUCAUGCCCGUAUGUCGAGAGAGCUCUCUCCCAGUGGGGGGUAUUUUUCGUUAUUUGAAAUGCUUUGAACCUAACAGUCUCGCUUCGGUUUGCACUAAUGAGUUCCAUUCGACAAAGGUAUGAUCACGUGACCGACAUGAUGCAUAAUUAACUAUAGGCGGUUCAUUUCACAGAUGUAAUUUGAGGACUAAAAUAGAAUAAGUUAUUUGAAAAGGAUUCUUCGAAUUGCCCCUUGUCCUGAUAUAUUUCCUUAUUAAUGUUCACCGACUGAUAUUUUAAUCUUUAUAUUAUCUGUUUAGUGGAUUGAAUUAGAAAUAUAUGCAUACGUUUAGGCACGAAGCUUUGGGCAAUUAACAAAAUUUAAAAAAUGAUUAAAGACGUCGAAGACUUUUGGAAAUAAAAUUUUAUGAAUAUGUCAAUCGAACAGUUAAUAACCUUAUUACAAAGUAAUCUCCUAAAUAUGGUCUUAGUUCUCGUUAUAAUAAGUGAAGCUUUGCGUAGCGGCAGUGAGCAUCAGUAUCUGAUUUUGAUGAAAAUGAUUACAGGGAGACAAUGUCUCGGUUUGACGCAAGACGCAUACAUUUAGACCUGGGCUCCUGCACUGGAGCAUAGAGCUAUGUUAUUGCACGUGCACUUUGCGUUGUCUAUACUUCAUGGUAUAAUAGCACAUUAUUAUAUAGUGUACUGACGAAAUACCAAUUACAAAUAAUUAUUUUAUGCUUAUUAUAAUCAGGUUGUCGUUCAUGAAGGUUGUUAUUGGGUUGCGUACCAAGUAUAGCCAUUGACCAAUAUACCCAAGCAACGAGAUGCGGAUAUUUAUCACUGUAUAGUAUACAUGUAUAGUCAGUCGAGUGGAUUGUUACGUGCAUAUACAGGUGUAAGGGUGAAAUGUCAUCUAUAGAGGAGUAUUAUAGACUUGCUUGGGAGUUUUCGGAAACGUUUGUUUGAGAGAGACGCCCCAGUUUUACUGAUUGACGUUAAAAUAUUCUACAGAAAGAGCCGAGUGGUGACGAAUACGAUUCUCUUAUUAGUUCUGGGCCUUGUUCCACAAAGCGAGCGUAGCGCUACGACUGUCGUAAGUCUAUGUUUAAGUGUAAUAAUAGGAGUUACAACCAUCUUACGGCUACGCUCGCUUUGUGGAACGGGCCCCGGGCCGGCUCAGGUUAUAUUCUCUGUAAAUGGGAUCUGUUGUCACUGAUCUGGUGGCAACCGACAUGUAUACAUUGGACAGACGCAGGUAGCUGGGAGAGAAUUCUAUUAUUAAUGAGAUUUCUCUUGUGUUAAAUUUAAAAUCUGCUGUUAACGUUUAUCGCAGAACGCUAGUAUCAAUGACAAAACACAUGACACGCGCGUUGUAUUUUCCCGAGUAUUUUAUCCUGAAAUUAUUCAGCUGUUGCCUAGCGUGUCGUUAUGUUUAAUGAGUAACUGAGGAAUGAAUAUUUUAAUUUUUUUUUGCGAAUUUAGAACGGUUAUUAUGCCGUAGCUUUGCUGCUUGUCAAUCGGCUGUAUGGUGUAUUGCGUUCAACAUUUGAAAGGCGAAGACGAAAGUAGAUUUUACUUUGAAUAUUACAGUGAAUGAGAUCAAUGAGAGCUGUCUGAGCAUAUUUGCAAUGUUUAUUACUGAGUUGGUUCACAUAGUUAAAAUUCACGUUCUGUAGAAAUAUCUGAAGGAAUAAUGACGUAAUUCCAGCCAGGCAUCUAUCGAAUACAGAUGCUGGCUGCUAUAGUCUGAGUUCGUCCUCACUUCGUUCGCUCGUCACGCCGAAGGCCCGGGUUCGAUUCCCCCCAUAUGGGCACAAUGUGUGAAACCCAUUUCUGGUGUCACCUGCCGUGACAUUGCUGGAAUAUUGCUAAAAGCGGCGUAAAACCAUACUCACUCAAUUGUUUAGGAUAAUUUCCUAUAUUAUUGGACAUGUUCAGCUUCUGCUGAUUUUAACUGUGAAUGUCUUUUUUGUAAGACAUUAGGUUUAUAUACAUAUAAAACUUUGCUUUAGACAAUGAAACCCCGUUAUUCCGGAACGCAAUUACUGCUGGGGUUUACCUGUAUACAAAGUUGACUUCCACAAGCGCCCGUCACUGUAUAUCAACCAUGUGUGUGUGUGUGUGUGUGGGGGGGGGGGGGGGGGGGGGGGAUGAUUUCAAAGUGGGAGAUGACCGUACCACUCUUGCAUCCUUCCCCAAUCCCCCACCCCCUCUACGACUGCUCACUAAACAUCAUACCACACUCUGUCAUGAAGUCUCUCUACAAAAAAACCCGUCAUAUUUGAAAGUUGCGUUGCCAGUGGUUAUUUGUUUAAAAAACAUCAUGUUUAGAUCAUGUAUUCUUAGUAAUAAAAUGUCACAGAUUUUAUUUAAA
Messenger RNA from Haliotis rufescens (red abalone), 5563 nucleotides. Its product is annotated as SPRY domain-containing SOCS box protein 3-like. The record is from RefSeq and is a predicted model, not a curated record. The transcript has a single exon. The coding region runs from base 137 to 940 and encodes 267 amino acids. NCBI's taxonomy places the organism in Eukaryota, Metazoa, Mollusca, Gastropoda, Lepetellida, Haliotidae. Gene Ontology annotation, cellular component: SCF ubiquitin ligase complex. Gene Ontology annotation, biological process: proteasome-mediated ubiquitin-dependent protein catabolic process; intracellular signal transduction. Gene Ontology annotation, molecular function: protein binding.